AUGAAUUCUUCAAACGAAGUAAUAAUACCAGUAAGUACAACUACAAAGGAAAGCCCAGCCACAACUCCAAAAAAUUUUGCACCCUCACCUGAUUUCAAAUGGUUAUGUGAUGAAUUAUUUGUUAAAAUAGAUAAAAUUAGAGAACAAAUCAAAAAUAAAACCGCUAAUACUAUAUCAAAUAAACCUAUUUCUACAAGGUAUUUUGAUACUAUAACACAUUUUAUAAAAUUAUGGAGAACCACUAUAGGUGAUGAUAUUUUCCCUGCAUUGAGAUUAAUUCUUCCUUAUAGAGAUCGUAGAGUUUAUAAUAUUAAAGAUCUCACUUUGAUUAGAGCUAUCUGUUCAUAUUUAAAAUUACCCAAGAAUUCAGUAGUGGAACGAAGAUUAAUUCGUUGGAAAUAUAAAGCAGAUCGUUAUGAAACGUUAGCUACAUUUUGUAUUCAUGAAAUUUCCAAGAGAAAAAAUGAACCGCAAGUCACACAAGUUGAAAGAAUAUCAAUUGAUAAAUUGAACGAAAUAUUGGAUGAUUUGGUCGUUAAUCGUCAAAAUUGGAAUAACAAGAAACGUUCUAAUUUAUUACAAGUAGAAACAUUCAAAUUUUGUUUAGAAAAUAUGACAUUUAUUGAAUUAAAAUAUUUUUUUGACAUCAUUGUAAAGAAUAAAAUACUUGGAAGUCUUGAAAAUAUGUUUUUGAAAAUAUGGCAUCCAGAUUCCAAAGAAUAUUUGAGUGUUGUAUCAGAUUUACGUACCCUAUCAAAUAAAUUAUGGAAUCCUUCCAUUAAAAUUAAUAAUUCUGAUUUAUCAAUUAAAGUAGGUUAUAUAUUUGCCCCACAAUUAGCAAAAAGAUUGAUGUUAUCAUAUGAUACAAUAUCAAAUAGACUUAACAAUGAUUUUUUCAUUGAAGAAAAAAUGGAUGGAGAAAGGAUUCAGCUACAUUACAUGAAUUACGGUGAAACAGUAAAAUUUUUCAGCAGGCAUGGUACUGAUUAUACUUACCUUUAUGGAAAUGAUAAAUCUGCCGGAACCAUUGCUAAGUUUUUACGGCUGCACAAAAACGUGAAAGAAUGUGUUCUUGAUGGUGAAAUGGUUACUUUUGAUAGCACAAGUAAAAAGGUUUUACCAUUUGGUCUAGUAAAAUCUAGUGCUUCAUCACAGUUAAAUAAAAAGGAUAUUGAUAAUGACUCAUUUCAUCCUUUAUUUAUGGUGUUUGAUAUUCUAUAUUUAAAUGGGUCUUCUUUAAUCGAUUUACCAUUGUUUAAGAGAAAGGAAUUUCUAAAUACUGUUUUAACCCCGUAUAAAGAUUAUGUUGAAAUCCUGAGUUCUAUAAGAUGUACUGAUAGUAUACAAAUCAAGAAAGGACUUGAUGCAGCUAUUAGUGUAGGAUCUGAAGGUAUUGUGUUAAAACAAUAUAUAUCUAAAUAUAUACCAAAUGCCAGACAUAACAAUUGGAUUAAAGUUAAACCAGAAUAUUUAGAAGAAUUUGGUGAAAAUAUGGAUUUAAUCGUCAUUGGACGAGAUUCUGGUAAAAAAGAUUGUCUAAUUUGUGGUAUAUUAGUAACCGAGGAGAAACAAGAAUUAAGUGAAAAUAUGAAAAGAGAAUCAGAGAUUGAAAUUAUAUCCGAUAGUGGUGAUGACGAUUUAGAUACUAAGCCAUCUCAAGGGAUUAAAAAAGUAAUAUCCUUUUGUACAAUUGCAAAUGGAUUAUCACAAAACGAAUUAAAGGAAAUCAAUCGCAUUACUAGAGGUGCUUGGAAAAAUUACAAUAAUGAAACGCCGCCAAUAGAUGUUCUAGAAUUUGGAACUAAGAAACCGGUAGAAUGGAUUUAUCCGCAGGAUUCUGUGGUUUUAGAAAUCAAAGCUAGAUCUCUUGACCGAACAGACCAAACCCAAUAUAAAUAUGCGACUGGAUGCACAUUAUAUGGUGGAUAUUGUAGACAAAUCCGUCAAGAUAAGGAUUGGACUUCUUGUUACACAUUGCAUGACCUAACUUAUAAUGAAAUUAAGAGACAUGAAAAAAAGAAUAAAAAUAAACAAACUUUGAUCAGAUCUUAUAGUAGAAAGAAGAGCAAGAUUAUUUCACCAGCAGGUAUGCUUCCAAAUGGUACUGAUUUGCGUCUAAUCUCAGAUUUAUUUCAUGGACUAUACUUUUACAUUAUAUCAGACUAUAUACCUGAUUCUGAUGCUCAACGUAUUGAUAGAGAAGAUAUUUGCUCUUUAAUUAUAAAAAAUGGUGGAAGAGUCAUCUAUAAUGUGAUAGCUAAAACCUACACUAUUUCAAAGCUAAGAAUAUUGAGUUCCAAAUCUACAAUCGAGUGCACAGAUCUUGUAAGAAGAGGCUAUGACGUAAUAAAUUUGAGCUGGUUGUUCGAUUGUCUUCAAGCGGGAGUUAUCUUGCCCCUAGAGCCGGCACAUUGUUUAUUCGUCUCGAAUGAGUUGUUAGCUAUAGCUACGGAUAGAAUAGAUAAAUUUGGUGAUAGUUAUGAAGCUACACUUAUUGAUUCGAAAUUAUUGAAAUUGCUUGACUCAAAUAUUAAUAAGGUAAAUCGUUCAAAUAGUAAUCUACUUCUGAUUAAUAAGGAUGAAGGAGUGGACUCUAUACCAAUAUUUUUAUUUACCAAUCGUAAAUUUUUCUUGAUUAAAGAGGAUAUUUUAUUAGGUGACCGUGACACUCUUAUAUUUCAAAUUAAAUUAUAUGGUGGUUCUUUGGUAACAAAGCUAGAGGAUUGUAAUAUUAUUGUAGGAGUUUGCGGAUCACAAUUAGUAAAUAAAAAGCUUGGUGAUCUUCGAUGUAAGUUAGUAAAGCAAUAUGUUGAUGCAAAUUUCCCACAGCCAAUUCCCCGUGCCGUGAAUGUUUCCUGGAUCACUGAAUCAAUUAAAGCAGGAUACCAACUUUCACCAGAAGAUUAUCCUAUUUUAUAA
Henningerozyma blattae CBS 6284 is the source of this 2919-nucleotide messenger RNA. It is a transcript of the gene DNL4, whose product is annotated as DNA ligase (ATP) DNL4. Gene Ontology annotation, molecular function: DNA ligase (ATP) activity; DNA binding; ATP binding. The coding region runs from base 1 to 2919 and encodes 972 amino acids. The transcript has a single exon. Gene Ontology annotation, cellular component: DNA ligase IV complex. Gene Ontology annotation, biological process: DNA biosynthetic process; DNA recombination; double-strand break repair via nonhomologous end joining. NCBI's taxonomy places the organism in Eukaryota, Fungi, Ascomycota, Saccharomycetes, Saccharomycetales, Saccharomycetaceae. The record is from RefSeq and is a predicted model, not a curated record.